AUGAAAGAAAUUCAAAACUCGCCUUCAUCUCGAAGUAUUUCUAAAACUGCGUCUCAAAAUGAGGAACGAGUCAAUCGUACUUGGUUCCUCACUUGGGUAUUCAUCGGUGCAUUAGUAAGUGGCGUUGUACUCGGUGUUUUUCUCACUUUAUAUCUGAGCGAACUAUUACGCAAGGAUGUCACUACUUCAACAACAACUACUUCAACAUCUACAUCAACGACAACAACAACAGAAUCAACGACAUCCAGCACUUCGUCAACAUCUACGUCAAUGUAUCCUCUUGUACCACCUGGGAUGAUUAUGUUAUGGAGUGGAUCUACCGCAACUGUUCCUUUGGGUUGGGGUGUUUGUGAUGGUACACAAGGUACACCCGAUUUACGAGAUCGAUUCGUCCUUGGAUCCGGUACCGGUUCCACAUAUGCACCAACACAAACUGGUGGUUCAUCAAGUCAAACACCGACUGUUACCGUACAUGAUACUACACUGACUGUAGCACAAAUGCCAAGUCAUUCACAUGGUGGUAGUACAGAUAUUGAAAAUACUGGUACAAUAUAUUAUGAUAUCAACAGUAAUCCUUGCAGUGCAAGUCCAUUGAAUACAGGUCCUCCGCGAUGGAUCAAUACUAAGAAUUAUAAUCAAUGUGGCAAUUGUCAACAUCAGCAUUCAAUACGGGCGGAUGGUGGGAGUCAGCCACAUACACACACAGCUGACAUCACAUCGAUAGAUGUAACACCGCCGUUUGUUGCUUUACUUUAUAUUAUGAAAUUGUAA
Molecule: messenger RNA, 771 nt
Organism: Adineta ricciae
Lineage: Eukaryota; Metazoa; Rotifera; Eurotatoria; Adinetida; Adinetidae
Source: the annotation of a GenBank genome assembly